Molecule: messenger RNA, 127 nt
Organism: Diversispora eburnea
Lineage: Eukaryota; Fungi; Glomeromycota; Glomeromycetes; Diversisporales; Diversisporaceae
Source: the annotation of a GenBank genome assembly
AACUUUAUGUGAAUCACUUGCUCACUCCACUGAAACUGUUACCGAUUGGGAUAUAAAUAUUCCUGCUGUACUGUUUACCUACCGAACAGCAAAACAAGCUACUACCAAAAUUGAGCCCUUUUAUCUU